UUGUCGUCUUGUCACUCUUGUGAUGCAUAAUUUUCUAGGAAAUUUCUCUCCUGAAGACUUAUGCUUUACGCUUAAUACUUGUACUGCUCCUCUUGCUCACCUUUCCUAAGCAGAUCUAAAAACAGAGAGGAUGAUCAGAACUCAGUUGCUUCACAGUGGGUUAGAGUUGGCAAAUUUCGCGGUGAGCCUUGAUGUCUUGCACGAUGCAUGGACUGCAAUUUGGGACCUAUACACAGAAAUCAGUCAAAAUGAAAGACCAUCUUCCGCCGUGAUACCCAAAGUUUGUGAGCUACCAAACUGCACCAUCAUAGUUUUUUUCACUUGGCCUGCUAAUAGCAAAGACCGUGUUCAAGGAAAUGGAGGAGGAGAUUUUGUUUUGUCAUCAGAACUUAAGGGGUCUUCUCCUAACUUCGAUUUCAUAUGCACCAAAUGCAACCCAAGUUUCUGCAUAAACGAACAUGCUUUUGAGCUUUUUGAGUCUAUUUUUCCUCUGCUCCCUUUCUUGAAAUCUAAGAUUGGCAGUUUCAAACCAUUAAUUAUCACUGGAAACUCUCUGGGAGGAUCUGUUGCCUCUCUUUUCACCAUUUCGCUACUAGAAACACUCAAAUUUUCAUCCACCAAACGCCCAUUCUGCAUCACUUUUGGUUCACCCCUUAUUGGUGAUGAAGGCCUGCAAAAAGCCAUAUCAAGCUAUCAAGCAUGGAACUCUUGCUUUUUGCAUGUAGUUUCUGACCAGGAUCCAGUUCCUAGAGUCUUAAUUAAUGGUUACAAGCCUUUUGGCACAUUUCUCUUAUGUUCGGAGUUGGGUUGUUCUUGUUUUGAGAACCCUCAAACCAUUUUGGAGUUGUUGAUGGCAGCCUAUUCAGGGAGUCCUGAAAAUCAAGAUCCUAAUAAGGUUUUUGAGUCCUAUGGAACACUUGUGGAACAUCUCAACCGUAAGGUACUUUGCAAGGAUGCUACAGAUCAUGAGUCGUUAAUUGAUUGGACUAAAGGACCAUUACGGGCAGGCAUUAUUACACAACUUGCAGCAAUUGGACUGAUGCAAUUACAGCAACCGCCAAACGUUGACAUCAACAUUAUCAUUACAAAGAUAGAAAGUGUGGCAAAAAGUGAGGCAAUUUUGAACUCGUGUUUUGUUAAUCCCAUCAGGGGGUUGAAUGAAAUUAAAGUGUAUAUGGCCUAUUUUGAAUGGUAUAAGAAGAAUUGUAAAGAAAAAGGAGUUGGAUACUAUGAUGCAUACAAGGACUCGAAUAAUAUUUCUGAUAUUGAAGCCGAAUCUAUUAAGCGUUCCCUCACAACUUACUGGAAUGAAUUGGUUGAUCAAGAAGAGAAAAGGCCUCGGACAGUAGGAGCGUCCCAUCGUACCAAUUCACUCUUUGGGGGAACAAAUUACCGAAGGAUGAUUGAACCACUGGACAUAGCUAAUUACUACAACGCAGGCAAACAAGACUACAUAAAUAAAGGAAGGUCUAAACAUUACAUAAACUUGGAGCAAUUGCUGAAAGAAAUGGAGAAACCUUCAAGUGGUCCAAAUGAAAUAAAGAGACAGAAUAUGGUGUCAAGUCUGACAAAGGAUUCUUGCUUUUGGGCUCAUGUUGAGGAGGCCCUCAUUUCAUGCAAAGUGUUGAGUAGCAAAGGAUCAAGUGUUGAGGAGAAAAACUCUGCAAAGGAAGAACUGUUUGAGUUUGAAAAGUAUGUAUUGGAUUUGAUGAAAAAUUAUGCAGUAUCACCUGAGAUUUUCUUACCUAGGAGCAGCUUCAUGAAAUGGUGGGGAAAGUAUAGAGAUAUUAUGGGAACUUCUUAUAGUUCAAGUCUCACUAACUGGCUGAAGAAUGACAACAAUUACAAGGCAUAUGCUAAAGGCUGCCUAGAUAUUCCUUAAAGUUUUGUAUGAUAGAAAUUUGCAUAUUUUAAUAUAUGUGUGCACUUCCCUUCAAACAUGUGUGGUAUUUUCAAGUCAUUACCCAAUAAGUUGUAAAAUGAGAACAUCAUCUUUUCAACUUUUUAAAAUUUUAUAUUAUAUUAUAAAUUUUUCAUGUCUUUCUUUUGCUAUUU
Quercus lobata is the source of this 2055-nucleotide messenger RNA. Its product is annotated as senescence-associated carboxylesterase 101-like. The transcript has 4 exons. Bases 131 to 1882 code for a protein of 583 amino acids. Gene Ontology annotation, biological process: defense response; lipid metabolic process. The record is from RefSeq and is a predicted model, not a curated record. Gene Ontology annotation, molecular function: carboxylic ester hydrolase activity. NCBI's taxonomy places the organism in Eukaryota, Viridiplantae, Streptophyta, Magnoliopsida, Fagales, Fagaceae.